AUGUCUGAGUUGACGCUGGUCAAGGAGCUGCUGAAGCAGGACUCCAAUGUGGCGUUUCUGGCCGGCGGCAUCGCGGGCGCUGUGUCAAGAACGGUGGUCUCGCCCUUCGAGAGAGUGAAGAUCCUGCUGCAGGUGCAAAACACCACACAGGCCUACAACCAGGGGAUUUUCGGAGCCAUUGGGCAGGUGUAUCGAGAGGAAGGCUGGAAGGGUCUGUUUCGCGGUAACGGGCUAAACUGUAUCAGAAUUUUCCCGUACAGUGCUGUGCAGUUUGUGGUUUACGAAGCCUGCAAGAAGCACCUCUUUCACGUCGACUCCGUUCAACGCGGCGAGCAAUUGAAUAACUGGCAGCGGCUGCUCGGCGGGGCGCUGUGCGGCGGCGCCAGCGUGAUCGCCACGUACCCGCUGGACCUGGUCAGGACCCGACUGUCGAUCCAGACAGCAAACCUGCGCAAACUGAACAAAUCGAGAGUCUCGACGGCCAAGCCGCCCGGUAUUUGGGAGUUGCUUGUCAAGAUAUACAGGGAGGAGGGCCGGAUCCAGGCUCUUUACAGAGGAGUGUGGCCCACCAGUCUUGGCGUGGUCCCCUAUGUGGCCUUGAACUUCGCUGUCUACGAGCAGCUGAAAGAACUGGCGCCGGGCACCGAUCUGUCGCCACUCUACAAACUAGCAAUAGGAGCAAUCAGCGGCGGCGUUGCACAGACCGUCAUAUACCCGUUCGAUCUCUUGCGAAGAAGAUUCCAAGUCCUGGCAAUGGGUGGCAACGAGCUCGGAUUCUAUUAUUCCAGCGUCGCGGACGCUCUUACCACGAUCGGAAGGACCGAGGGCGUGGCCGGGUACUACAAGGGUCUCACAGCCAACCUUUUCAAGGUGAUCCCGUCGACGGCGGUGAGCUGGCUGGUUUACGAAGUGGUGUCAGACGCCAUGAGGUCCUGGUAG
This is a messenger RNA of Torulaspora globosa, 939 nucleotides long. It is a transcript of the gene MRX21, whose product is annotated as Mrx21p. Bases 1 to 939 code for a protein of 312 amino acids. Gene Ontology annotation, biological process: transmembrane transport. The record is from RefSeq and is a predicted model, not a curated record. The transcript has a single exon. NCBI's taxonomy places the organism in Eukaryota, Fungi, Ascomycota, Saccharomycetes, Saccharomycetales, Saccharomycetaceae.